CGCCGGCUGCAGCCGCGUCCGGGCGCUGUUUGCUCCCAGUUCCCUCCCAGUGCUCUCAGUAAGAGCCAGACUGGGAGGGAAAGCGCUCCCGAGUCCUGCCCGCUGCUCCCGGGAUCGCUGCCGGGGCCGCGCGGGGCGGGGCCGCUUUGGAACCACCCCAGGGCGGAGCGCGGCUGCUUUUGGGUGUCGGCACCGCCCGGGCCGGGCUGGGAGCGGAGGAGGCGCGGGAGGAAGAGGAGGGACACAGGAGGAGGAAGAGGAAAGGCGGGAGCGGCAGGAAGAGGCGGAGCGGGAACACGAGGGACAGAGGAGGAGGAGGAAGACGAAAAGCGGGAGGAAGAUCUCCCCUGAGACCCGCAGGUGAGCGGGGAGGGGGAGCUCGCCCCGAAUCCAUCGCGGGGCUCUCCGGGAGGGUUUUUGUGCGGCCCAGGGCGUGUUCGGAUCUUGCAGGAGCCCGAAGCCGAGCCGGACAUGGCCCUGGAGGGCUCCGGGCAGCAGGCGGUGGGAGAGGCCGCUGUGAGCGGCUCCGCGGCGCAGGAACGCAACGGGGAGGAAAAGCCGCGGAGAUGCCGCACGAGGAGGGGCUGCAAACGCAGAUCUCGGGGCUCCGAGCACGAAAGAUCCAGCCCUGGCCGGGGAGGCGGCCGCAGCUCGGAGCUGGGGGUCCCUGAGCAGCCUCAGGAGGCGGAGAAGCCCCACAAGUGCUCGGAGUGUGGGAAGAGCUUCAGGUGGAGAUCAGAACUGACCAUUCACCAGAGGAUCCACACCGGGGAAAAGCCCUACGAGUGUGACCAGUGCAAGAAGAGGUUUCCCACCAGCUCCAAGCUCCUCGUGCACCAGCGCAUUCACACGGAUGAGAGGCCCUUCCGCUGCCCCGACUGCGGGAUGGGCUUCAAGGCCAAAUCCACCCUCAUCAACCACCAUCGCAUCCACACCGGGGAGAGGCCCUACGAGUGUGGGGAGUGUAGGAAGGGCUUCAGGUCAAGCUCCCAACUGAUCAACCACCAGACGAUCCACACUGGAGAGAGGCCCUACGAGUGUGACCAGUGCAAGAAGAGGUUUCCCACCAGCUCCAAGCUCCUCGUGCACCAGCGCAGUCACACGGAUGAGAGGCCCUUCCGCUGCCCCGACUGCGGGAUGGGCUUCAAGGACAAAUCCACCCUCGUCAGCCACCGGCGCAUCCACACCGGGGAGAGGCCCUAUGAGUGUCCUCAUUGUGGGAAGAGCUUUAACACAAGCUCCUACCUGAUCAUCCACCAGAGGAGCCACACGGGGGAACGGCCCUACGAAUGUGGAGAGUGUGGGAAGAGCUUCAGCACGAGGUCUACCCUGAAUCUGCACCAGAUGAUCCACACUGGGGAAAGGCCCUACGAGUGUGAGCAGUGCAAGAAGAGGUUUCCCAAAAGCUCCCAGCUCCUUCGGCACCAGCGGAUUCACACAGAUGAGAGGCCCUUCCGCUGCCCCGACUGCGGGAUGGGCUUCAAGGCCAAAUCCACCCUCAUCAGCCACCAGCGCAUCCACACCGGAGAGAGGCCCUACGAGUGUGAGCAGUGCAAGAAGAGGUUUCAGACCAGCUCCAAUCUCCUCAAGCACCAGCGGAUUCACACGGGGGAGAAACCCCACAAGUGCUCGGAGUGUGGGAAGAGCUUCAGCCAGCGCUCUGCUCUGAUCAUCCACAAGAGAAUCCACACCGGGGAAAGGCCCUACAAGUGUGGGGAGUGCAAGAAGAGGUUUCAGACCAGCACCUACCUCCUCCUGCACCAGCUAAUUCACUCGGAUGAGAGGCCCUUCCGCUGCCCCGACUGUGGGAUGGGUUUCAGGCAUAACUUCCACCUCGUCAGACACCGGCGCAUCCACACCGGGGAGAGGCCCUAUGAGUGUGAGCAGUGUGGGAAGAGCUUCAACACGAGCUCCAACCUGAUCAGACACCAGAGGAGCCACACCGGGGAGAGGCCCUACGAGUGUGAGCAGUGCAAGAAGAGGUUUCCCACCAGCUCCCGUCUCCUCCGGCACCAGCGCACUCACACGGAUGAGAGGCCCUUCCGCUGCCCCGACUGCAGGAUGGGCUUCCAGCAAAAGUCCACCCUUGUCAGGCACCAGCGCAUCCACACCGGGGAGAGGCCCCACGAGUGUCCCCAGUGUGGGAAGAGCUUCAGCCAGUGCUCUGCCCUGAUCAGACACCAGAGGAUCCACACGGGGGAGAAGCCCUACGAAUGUGGAGAGUGUGGGAAGAGCUUUACCAGGGGCUCAACCUUGACCCAACACCAACAGAGCCAGCACUGAGGGAAGUCCUGUGAGUGCCCCGAGUGCGGGAAGAGCUUCAUGCGCUGCUCCAGCUCCAUCCCCCAUGGGAGGAUCCCCCCUGGAUGAUCCCCAGUGACCCCCGGUGGGCAGAGCCCCGGUGAUCCGCGGUGCCGGUGAUCCGUGUUGGGCACACACCUGGCUGGGGACUCCACAUGUUCCUGGCUCCCUGUGGCCAAGAUUGUCUUUUCAUUUCUCUUAUCUUUUCAAAAUCCUCAAAAACUGUUAUGCAAUAAAAGUUUUUAAUAAAGACCUAGAUGGGGA
Messenger RNA from Prinia subflava (tawny-flanked prinia), 2565 nucleotides. RefSeq names its product zinc finger protein 850-like. Lineage: Eukaryota; Metazoa; Chordata; Aves; Passeriformes; Cisticolidae. Gene Ontology annotation, biological process: regulation of transcription by RNA polymerase II. The record is from RefSeq and is a predicted model, not a curated record. The transcript has 2 exons. Gene Ontology annotation, molecular function: DNA-binding transcription factor activity; RNA polymerase II cis-regulatory region sequence-specific DNA binding. Bases 472 to 2283 code for a protein of 603 amino acids.